This is a messenger RNA of Osmia lignaria (orchard mason bee), 3949 nucleotides long. Lineage: Eukaryota; Metazoa; Arthropoda; Insecta; Hymenoptera; Megachilidae. The record is from RefSeq and is a predicted model, not a curated record.
AUCCCCGUGAUCCUUAAAAUUAUCAAGUUCUUCCGAAUAUAUCCUUUCCCAACUAUAAUACAAUAGUGACUGUAUAAAGUAAUGCUUAUCGGGUGUUUCAUACUUACGUGCAUGGUUACUCCCAAGGGAGUUAUCGCGGCGACAACAGAGAGCGUCUGCCGCGCUCGAAGUAUCGAACGUGAGUGGUGUGGCGCUGGAUGUCAUGGCCGUGACGCUUAUAUAAAUGCGCGGCGUCGCCGUCACGCGCGCUCAGUAUGUGUCGUGUUCUGCGAGCUAGAACGUCGGCCGUGAUGGCGGCUCGAGUGCGGUUGAAGAUGCAAUGCGUCACCGUUAUGUCGUUGUUCAUUGUGAUCGUGGUGUUGUGUGGUGUUGAUUUUGUGUGUGGAAUGUUCGAGCAUCGCCACUGCAACCAUCAGCAUCCCCGGCCACACGAGGUUAUUCAUGGCGUUCAUAUAGAACCGGUACACGAAGUGAAAAAACGUAGUAUCAAUCAACCAGUUCGAAUUCUUCUGUGGUAUGAUGAAAGCGUCUACAGGCUGGAUGAUGAAAAGCUGGAUCUAAUUAAUAAUACUAUUCUACCAGAAGCGGUACACUUUUGGGAACGGGCUCUUAUGGUUCGUGAAACGAAGGGCAUUAUUAGAUUAAGCAGGAAAUGUGAAAGUAGCCAAGUCUUCGUCAAAGAUCAUCAUACACAUUGUAUAAAUAACUGUCGCCCUAUUACUAUGUGUGGUGAUGUCGUGGUUCCUGAAAAUCAUCUUGACGUUUGCAGAACGUGUAACGCAACAGGACAUGACUGUAGAAUAGCAGAAGGAAGUAAGGCCGGUCCAGGAAUAGAUGGUGCUGAUUUUGUCUUUUAUGUGUCUGCAAUGCAAACCAAAAGAUGUCAUAAAGGAUUAACCGUAGCUUAUGCGGCACAUUGUCAACAAGAAGAAGCGUUAGAUCGACCCAUAGCAGGACAUGCCAAUUUGUGUCCUAAAAGUAUUACGACGAAACCACAAGAAUUGGAAACUCUUCUAAGUACUGUAAAACACGAGAUAUUACACGCUUUGGGAUUUUCUGCCAGUUUAUACGCUUUUUAUCGAGAUGAAAAUGGCGAACCUAGAACACCAAGAAGAAGUGACACAGGAAAACCGUUGUUGAACGAAAAGUUACAAACACAUCAGUGGAGUGAAAAUACUAUCAAAACUGUGGUCAGAUCAUCCUGGCAAGUGCAUGAUGGCUACGUCGAAAGAACUAUGCAAAUAAUAGUUACCCCUAAAGUUCGUGCUGAGGUUAGAGCUCACUUCAAUUGCCCGGAAUUAGAAGGUGCAGAGUUGGAGGAUCAGGGGGAAGAUGGUACAGCAUUAACGCAUUGGGAAAAACGAGUAUUUGAGCUGCGGUAAUUCACUCUUAAGCGGUGAAAUCACCCUCUAAAGGUUGAGCUUGUUACGUUGCGAGCGAGAGGCGGCGUGCAACGUACAAAAUUAAGAUUAUUUUUAGAUCUUAUUUUCUAUAUUGAAUUUAUUUGGUUUAUUAUUUAAUUGCGCGGUUGAGAAAGGUAUUAGCGCUGCCACCAGUCCUGAUCAUAUAUGACGACCGCUUUUGCGAUCGUCCUCUAUGUUCAGAACAAUUUAAAAAGACAGUAAAUUUUCGAUACUGGAUUUACUACUGAGUUCGUUGAUACUCUAGUCCCGUAUGGGCCCUUCGUAUGAAUUUAUGCAAAGUUGGUAGGCGUGAAAUGUGAUGAGGAAUGUGUUUGAUGUUUGAAUUAAAUCGAAACUGAAUAUGUGCAACAAAGAAUAUAAUUUCAGGAAAAUAAGUAAUAUAUCAAAACAUAACAAUCGGUAAGGAAAGUGUUUGUUUGACAAAAGGUACGAGCUGUAAAAAAUAUAAGUGAAAGAUGAAUUAUAUAUAUAUGUUUUUAAAUAAUCAAAGGUGAAGAUCGCUUAUCGGAAAAGACUAGUUUAAAUCAGUUUUCAUAUACGCGAUCAGAUUCGAACGACGACGAGGUCUUUAAGCAACCGAAUUUUAUAAUGUAAUUUAUUCGCAACUGAUUAUUCUGAAACUGAGGGAAACGAACCCAGGGAAUAUUUCCAGGACCAGACGGUCUCGUAGGCCGUCCCUUGUUUGAUUAAUUAGAAAUUGCAUCAAAUUAAAUGGAACGAAAAAAAAAAUAAUGAAAACAAUUAUCAAUACCUUAACGACUUGUUGAACGGAACGAUCUAGAGGAAAUACCUUCAAGACUGACGGUCACGUAGAUCGCCCGUUUUGCCUCACAAUUAGACAGAUUCAUCGUAUUAAUAGAAUAAAAUAGACAACUCACCGAACUUGAUGUUAUAACGAUAUAUGAUAAUAUAAUUUAUUGCUUUGUAAUUGCUGAUGUUGUUUGGAAUUUGAAAAGGCGAAGAAUAGAUGAGAAGAAAUGUCACACCCGCACUACGCGUUCACGAUAGGCCUUUUUUUAUGGUAUUUGCGGAUUAAAACGAGACGAUACAAUGCGAAUACGAAACGAAAUUACAACCCGACGCGAGAAAAGAAAAUAAUUAAUUACGAACCGUUUAAAAUCAAAAGAGAAAAAUAGUCAAUUUGAAAGUGUGAAAUUUAACGUAUUCAUAUGAGUCCUUGCCGCAAAACACGAAUUAAACAUAAUCUCGACACUCUGCCUUGCUACGCGAAGGAACUUUGUCGAGCAGAUCAAUUACGCGAAUUUGUCGACAACUACAUCUCUACGCGAACACGGGCUCCCCGUCACGUACCUUACGAUUUUUCGACGAAGAGUGAUUUGCCUCAGUCAAGCGAUCGAUGUCUCAGGGUUCGACCCGUAAUCGGUACCCCAAGGGGGAACAUCAUUUAGCAAAUCAUGAUACGCGUCGAAGGAGAAGGCCCACCCGUAUUGGUUUGUCGAGGCGCGCGUUUCCCGAAUUCUCAUCCCUUCUUGACCUUUCUUUCCAGCCUUGUCUAAUGUUGUCUAUUCCUUUCUAUCUUCUCUAGCGCUACAACGAUUUUCGUGCGCCGCAAUUUCUGGAAUAUUCGAUGACUAUUCUAUGAAUAUUCGAUGAAUAUUCUAGUUUGAUUUUAUUUAAUGUUUUAAACUACGAGGCUAUUACGACUUAUUAGUCUAGAAUAUUCAAUAUAUUUAUUGGUAUCGAUGGAACGCUUUCAUUAACGGUGUUCAUCUCGCGUUAAUUAGGUUGUUGCUAAUCAUUAAAUAAUAUUCAUUAUUUGCGUUUUACGGAUUUACGUGAUAGAGAAUACGGCGGUCUAUAAUUUAUCGUUAGUUAAUUAUUGAUUGGCAAUGUCGCAUGUAUUUCAACGCGAGUCUACGCGUAAUUAGUUGUUAACCUAUUCUAGAACAUUCUUUGUUCAAACGCUCGGCAGAUUUCCGUUGCCUGGUAAUUGUUAUAAUACGUGUUUAUUGCCCUAGUCAACCCUUGUUCCGAACGUUCUUGAACGUUGGUCGUCGUUUUCAAAUUCUCAGUGGUUGUCACGCAUACCUCUUACUUCGCUCGAUCAUUCUUUCUUUCAUGCAUUUCAAUCAAGUCGCUUUUAUGGUUUUAUAACGUUGCAUUAUAUUCUCGCGUGAAAGGAUCGACUGACGCACCUAUUACAGGUAGGAGAGGUAUCCUGCUAGUCGAGGUAAAACAAAAAUCGUAUCUUUUCAGUACUACACGGUUAGCAUGGGAAUGUUUACGAUACAUCUCCCUUAACGGUCUCAAAUUUCGAAGUCUUUAUAACUACGCAGUUUCGACGACGCAAUCGUUCUUAGGAAGGUUGACUUUAUUAUUUGAAAGAAACUAAAUAUAGCCUCCUUUGAGUGCCUCGCCUGAGAUUAUCUCCAAGUGCUACGCACUGACGAGGUACGCAAAUUCGGUAUAUUGAAUGGUUGAAACUAUUGAAACUAUUGGAAAGAAAUAAAAUAAUUUUUAACAAAAAAAGAAUCCGACUUCCAAAUGCACUAAAAAGUAUAAAA